AAAUUCAUUUGCGGCUGCCGAAACGUGGUUAUUUUCAUUCCAAAAGGCGGCAAAACAUGUCCACCGAAGCGUCAAUAGCAUCGCGAAAUAUCGAAAUCAAAGCUUCCGUUCCGAGCGAGGAAGCCUUCCGGCGAAAGGUGGAAAUAGCCGGGCAGCUGACCGGUUCCAGCGGAGAAGUGAUAAAGCAGCACGAUGUGUUCUUCAACGCUCAGAAGGGACGGCUAAAGUUGCGCUACUUGGAGACGAAAAAAUCCGAGCUUAUUCAGUACUUUCGACCGGACGUUGGAGGUCCAAAGUUGUCAACCUUCCACAAGAUCGAUUUGGAUGAACCGAAACUGAUGGAAACCGUGCUGGCUGAGAGCGUUGGCAUCAAGGGAGAAGUUCGGAAACGCCGCCAUCUGUUUCUGCACCAGCAGACACGCAUUCAUCUGGAUGACGUGGAAGGGUUGGGUUAUUUUCUCGAAUUCGAAGUUUGUCUGAAUCCGGAUCAAACUGUGGAUGAUGGAACUAGGGUGGCGAAUGAAAUGAUGAAACUUUUCGAAAUUGACGAAAAGGAUUUGAUCGAGGGGGCGUACAUGGAUAAAUUGUUGAAAUAAAAGAUUGUGGUUUUCUGGUAAAA
Molecule: messenger RNA, 619 nt
Organism: Topomyia yanbarensis
Lineage: Eukaryota; Metazoa; Arthropoda; Insecta; Diptera; Culicidae
Exons: 2
Coding region: 57-596 (179 amino acids)
Source: RefSeq, a predicted model, not a curated record